CGGUUUUAUUCAUUUUUUUUAAUCAGCGUUGAAAAUUACUUCACAUGGAAAUGACGGAGGAAAGUGACCAGAAGCCCGAGGCUGAAGAGAACGCCUUUGUGACGCUGGAAAAAAGAUUCCAGGAAGUUCUUAAUGAACUCAUUGGGGAUAAGAAGCUGGAGAAAUACCGGGUGGAAUACGAAAAACUUGCUAAAGCACUGAAAAAGUCCCACGAGAGUGAGAAGCGGCUUAUGACAAAAUGCAGGGAGUUAACUGCAGAAAUAGUAUCCAACUCGGUCAAAGUGGAUGCUGCUCGAAAAUUGUCCGAAGAGGAUCAAACUACUAUAGCAACCCUGAAAAAGGAAAUAGAAAAGGCUUGGAAAAUGGUCGAUACUGCCCAUGAGAAGGAGUUGACCGCAAAAGAGACCAUUAAGGAUCUGCAGCAUGAGAUUUCAAACCUAACAGUGCUUCUUGAACAAGGAGCUGGUGUAUCAAGGGGUCAGGAGCACAGUUUGAAUGAUUUGCUGAAAAUCAAAGAUGAGCUAACAAAGGAAAGAGAUGAACUCCUGAGUGAAGUAGUGAAACUACGAGAAAAUCUUACAAAGGCCAUCAGCAGUCAGCAAGAGAUGGAAGUCUUGAAAGAAAAGGCCAUGGAAACAAUACUGCAGCUGCAACAAGACAUUCAGGUCCGCCAGAAUGAGUGCUCUCGUGAGACGCGGAGGAAAGAGAAGCUGGAGAAGGAGGUGAAACAGCUGCACUCUGAGCUGGAUGCCAAGCAGUCGGAAAUCAAAGUGCUGAAUCUGCAGAGCCAGCGGAGCAAGGAGGAGCAGCAGAGGCUGGAGCAACAGCUGCGAGAGCAGAAGAUUCUCAGUGAGAGAGCCGCAAAGGAGCUGGAGCAGCUGCAAGUCAGAAAUACCAAACUCCAGCAGGAGAACGAACAGAACGCUCUGAGCACAGAACAACUGUCCCUGGAGAAUCAGCAAAGGGCAUCUGAUCUGAAGAUGAAAGAAGAGGAGGUGAAUCAGAUGCGUCAAGAAAUAUCCAAACUAACGAGGAUGAGGGAGGCCACCCAGAAGAAAUUUCGGCAGACAGAAGAUCAGAAAGUGGAAGUGGAGCAGCAGAGAGACAUGCUGAAAAACCAGAUAGCUGGGCUGGAGAGAGAAAUGGAAUCCUCCAAAAAGCAGAUGGAAAUUGAUAAGAAAGCUAUGGAUGAACUGGUGCGAGAGAGAGACAUCUUGAAUAAGAACAUGAUCAAGGCUGCCAGUGCGACAGAGAAGCAGCUGAAUGAGGUGAAGCUCCUUGAGCAGUCAAAGAAGCACCUGGACCACGAGAUCAUGAACUACAGGGACGAAGCUCAGAAACAGCGCAAGAUCAUCUACCAGCUAGAGAAAGAGAGGGACCGCUACAUUAAUGAAGCCAGUGACCUGACACACAAGGUUCUCCAACACAUGGAGGAUAUUAAAGUGAGAGAAAUGCAGAUCUUUGACUACAGAAAGAAGAUAGCUGAAGCUGAAACAAAACUCAAGCAGCAACAGAACCUCUAUGAGGCAGUGAGAUCUGACAGAAACCUCUACAGUAAAAACCUCAAUGAAGCUCAGGUUGAGAUAACUGAAAUAAAAAGGCAGUUGAAGAUUAUGAGCCAUCAAGUUGACCAGUUAAAAGAAGAGAUCAAUGGAAAGGAAACUGCUCUUGUGAAAGAACAUCUUGAAUUUCAGCGUGUGGAGAAGGAGAAGGAGGCACUUAAGGCAGAGCUUCAGAAGAUGAAACAGCAGGCUCAAGAGACAAAGCAGCUCAUUGACAAUCAGGAGGCAGAGGAGAGAAAGCUACUCAAGAUCAUAGAUGAUGCUGACGCUGAAAGGCUCAGACAGAGGAAACAAUUGGAUCAGGUAAUCAGUGAGCGUGACAUUCUGGGCACGCAGCUAGUGCACCGCAAUGAACAGCUGGCACUUCUGUAUGAGAAGAUUAAGAUCCAACAGUCCAUACUGAACAAGGGGGAGAUGCAGUAUAACCAGAGGGUGGAGGACAUCAGACUGUUGAAGAUGGAGAUUAAGAAGCUGAGACGAGAGAAGGGAAUCUUGACCAAAACGGUGGCAAAUGUUGAAGACCUUCGGUGUGAGGUUUUCCACAUGCAAAGGGAGCUCCUUAAGGAACGGACGAGGUGCCGAGCUUUGGAGGAAGAGCUCGAAAAUCCAAUGAACGUACAUCGAUGGAGAAAGCUGGAGGCCAGCGACCCGAGCACCUUCCAGCUGAUCCAGAAGAUUCACUCUUUACAGAGGCGCCUGAUAGCAAAGAGCGAGGAGGUGGUAGAAAAGGAGCUUUUAUUACAGGAGAAGGAGAAGCUCUAUGUGGAACUCAAGCACAUUCUGGCCCGCCAGCCCGGUCCGGAGGUUGCUGAACAACUUCAGAUCUACCAGCAGACACUGAGGGAGAAGACAAAACAGCUCAAGGCAUUAUCAUCAGAGCUGAGCAUGUAUGAGUCUCAAACGCAGGAGUACAAAUACGACAUUGAGAGAUUGGAUCAUGAGCUGCAAAAUGUCAAGAAGAAGUACCUGAAUCAGAAACGCAAAGAGCAGCUGUCCAGGGAGAAGGAGAGGAGCCUGGCCCAGGUGGGACAGCCUCUAAUUCAGCCUCAGCGGACGGACGGCCCACGCUUCACGGGGGGAGGCUUCAGCCUCAAGCAGCCCGGGAAAGUCACAGCGUAG
Megalops cyprinoides (Indo-Pacific tarpon) is the source of this 2681-nucleotide messenger RNA. Its product is annotated as cilia- and flagella-associated protein 58-like. The transcript has 18 exons. The record is from RefSeq and is a predicted model, not a curated record. Gene Ontology annotation, cellular component: cytoskeleton. NCBI's taxonomy places the organism in Eukaryota, Metazoa, Chordata, Actinopteri, Elopiformes, Megalopidae. Bases 45 to 2681 code for a protein of 878 amino acids.